Molecule: messenger RNA, 3740 nt
Organism: Heterocephalus glaber (naked mole-rat)
Lineage: Eukaryota; Metazoa; Chordata; Mammalia; Rodentia; Bathyergidae
Gene: Tsr1
Product: TSR1 ribosome maturation factor
Biological process (GO): endonucleolytic cleavage of tricistronic rRNA transcript (SSU-rRNA, 5.8S rRNA, LSU-rRNA); maturation of SSU-rRNA from tricistronic rRNA transcript (SSU-rRNA, 5.8S rRNA, LSU-rRNA); ribosome biogenesis
Cellular component (GO): preribosome, small subunit precursor; nucleus
Molecular function (GO): GTPase activity; GTP binding; U3 snoRNA binding
Source: RefSeq, a predicted model, not a curated record
GAGCCCGCCCCUCAGAGGGGACCGGAAACGCUGGGCCUGGUCCGGAAGUACUGCUGACUGGCGCACGUGAGCUGCAGCAUGGCGGCGCACCGUUCCGGCCCGCUCAAGCAACAUAAUAAAGCUCAUAAAGGCGGGCGGCAUCGAGGUCGAGGAUCCACACAGCGAGAUGGCAAGGGCCAUGUAGGACUGAAAGUCCUAUGCAAGAAGGUGAGAAAGGAGCUCAGCAGAGUAGACCAGAGGCAUCGCGCCAGCCAGCUCCGAAAGCAGAAAAAGGAGGCGGUUCUGGCUGAGAAGAGACAGCUAGGCAGCAAAGAUGGGGCUCCUCAUCAGGUGCUGGUGGUUCCUUUGCAUAACAGAAUUUCCUUGCUUGAAGCCCUUCGCCUGCUGCAGGAUAGGGACACAGGAAUUGUGCACCUGCAGGAAUGGGAGAGCACCCAUUGCUUUAUGCUGCUGUGCCCCCGUUUGAAACAUCGGUGGUUUUUUACAUCUGCAAAGCCUGGGGAUCUGCACACGGUGUUAGACAUGGCUAAAGUGGCUGAUACCAUCCUGUUCCUCCUUGAUCCACUAGAAGGCUGGGACAGCACUGGGGAUUACUGCCUUUCCUGCCUUUUUGCUCAGGGGCUUCCCACCUAUACACUAGCUGUCCAAGGGGUUUCUGGCCUCCCACCAAAGAAGCAAUUAGAUUCCAGAAAGAAGCUAAGUAAAGUAGUGGAGAAGCGCUUUCCUGAUGACAAAUUCUUCUUGUUAAACACUCAACAGGAGGCAGGGAUGCUGCUUAGGCAGUUGGCUAACCAAAAGCAACGGCAUCUUGCUUUUCGAGAUCGUCGGGCCUACUUGUUUGCUUAUGCUGCUGAUUUUGUGCCUAGUGAAGAGAGUAACUGGUUAGGCACCUUGAAAAUCUCAGGCUAUGUUCGUGGGCAGACUCUGAAUGUAAAUAGCUUGCUGCAUAUCGUUGGACAUGGUGAUUUUCAAAUGAAGCAGAUAGAUGCCCCCGUGGACCCUUUCCCUUUAAAUCCUAGAGUGAUUAAAUCUCAGAAGGACCCAGGCAUGGCAGUGGAGAUUUGUGCUACAGAAGCUGUGGCUGAUAUGGAAGAAGACCUUAAGGUCCUAAUGAAGGCAGACCCUAGCAGACAGGAGUCUUUGCAAACAGAGGUUAUCCCAGACCCAAUGGAUGGGGAGCAAACUUGGCCCACUGAGGAUGAGCUGAGUGAGGCAAAGGACUUGUUGAAGGAAAGCUCCAAGGUGGUCAAGAAGGUCCCCAAAGGAACAUCCAGUUACCAAGCUGAAUGGAUUUUGGAUGAAGGUGGUGAAAGUUGUGGGGAAGGAGAUGACUAUGAUGAUAUAGAACAUGAGAAUUUUAUGGAAGAGGAGUCUCAGGAUGAGAGUAGUGAAGAAGAGGAGGAGGAAGUAUGUGAAACUAUGACAAUAGGGGAGUCAGUGCAUGAUGAUCUGUAUGAUGAGAAAAUGGAUGAAGAGGCUGAGGAAAAAAUGUUAGAGAAAUAUAAACAAGAAAGACUGGAAGAGAUGUUUCCAGAUGAAAUGGACACACCCCGUGAUGUGGCUGCUAGAAUUCGAUUUCAGAAAUAUAGAGGCCUCAAGAGUUUUCGGACAUCUCCAUGGGAUCCUAAGGAAAACCUUCCUCGAGAUUAUGCUCGUAUCUUUCAGUUUCAGAACUUUACUAAUACUAGGAGACGUGUCUUUAAAGAGAUUGAGGAAAAAGAGGUUGAAGGAGCUGAGGUUGGCUGGUAUGUCACACUUCAUGUCUCUGAAGUCCCUGUCUCAGUGGUUGGGGACUUCAGGAGAGGAGCACCCUUGAUUGCAUUUUCUUUGCUACCUCAUGAACAGAAGAUGUCAGUAUUGAACAUGGUGGUGAGCCGGAACCCUGGCAACACUGAACCUGUGAAAGCCAAAGAGGAACUGAUCUUCCACUGUGGAUUCAGACGCUUCCGAGCCUCACCUUUAUUUUCUCAGCACACUGCAGCGGAUAAACACAAAUUUCAGAGAUUUCUGACUGCUGAUGAAGCCGUGGUGGCAACAGUAUAUGCACCAAUUACUUUUCCUCCUGCAUCUGUGCUGCUUUUCAAACAGAAAAGCAAUGGAAUGCACAGCCUCAUUGCUACAGGGCAUCUGUUGUCAGUGGAUCCAGAUAGAAUAGUCAUCAAAAGAGUUGUUCUGAGUGGUCAUCCUUUCAGAAUUUUUACUAAGAUGGCAGUUGUGCGUUACAUGUUCUUUAGUAGAGAGGAUGUACUGUGGUUUAAACCAGUGGAACUGAGGACAAAGUGGGGCCGCAGGGGACACAUCAAGGAGCCAUUAGGUACCCAUGGCCACAUGAAAUGUACUUUUGAUGGGAAACUAAAAUCUCAGGACACAGUACUGAUGAACCUCUAUAAACGAGUUUUCCCUAAAUGGACUUAUGAUCCAUAUGUACCAGACCCAGUACCUUGGGUGAAAAGUGAGAUUUCUUCAACAACACCUGAAGUGGACAUGGAAUAAUGGAUUCUGCCUUACUGCUGCCAGUUAGCACUUCCAGGAUGGGAGCUUAUGGGUUGUAAUGGGGCACUUUGUGGUUACUGCUUUAGCCUAUCAUUUGGCUGCCCUGUUUACAGAAGACUUUUUUUUGGCCUAACAGAUAUCUCAGUUAAGAAUGGAAGUUUUUCUACUACAACUUAGUUCAAAAAACUAUUAAAUCUUACUGAAAUAUGUAUUCUCCAAUAACAUUUUGGAAACUAAGGAAUAUGGAAAACAAAAAUUUCAUGUAUUUAGAGACAAUCAUAUCUCUUCAUUUUACAUAAAUAAAUGGCUAGUAAGGACCUGGUCUUGCAGCUGGCUUCACCCACGUUAGGGACGUUAAGUCUACAUUUCCACCACUUAGCACAAUACAAAUGUUCUUUACUUCUGGAGAAACUGUUUGAAAGUUGUGAGACAGCACAGCAGCCACUCCAACACCCGCUGUAGGUUCAAUGAGUAGUUUCAUCCUCUCCCACACAAGCUGGGUUGCAUACUGUUGGUACAGAAGGAAGUAUGGAUAAGUGAGGUAAGAGGAGGGCAGAGUCUAGUAGGUUCACUUGUAAAGGCCCAUAAAGGAUGUUUGCUCAGUUUGACUUUUCAUGUUGCUGUGUAUGUAUGCUUGCCAAUGAAAAGCACACAUACAGCUGUCACCCUACCUAAUACUUGCAAAAGGUUUGUCUUAAUAUAUAUAGGCCACACUCCCACAUGUCAUGAAGUCACCUAGUUAAAGCCCUGUGGAUCAGUUCUUUCUCGUAACAAAAGGAACUGUGUUGAAAUUUUUUUGCCUUAGUGACUGCACUAUUGUUACCUGUUGGAGCACUAGUGUUACUUGGUACUCUGUUCUUGUUGGAGCCUUACCUUAAUUUCAUCCUCUGUAACAGUGAAGACAUCAUCCACAAGGUCCCUUAUGAUAGGCCAGGUGUUUGUGCCAAUGCUGGAUUUGACACCAUCUGCUACAGUUUCUGGAGGAUAAGUAUUGGGGGUCAAUUCCCCUUUCAGUUUGGACUGGUAGCAGUCAUCUGCAUUCAAGGGUUCAGCAGCAUAUACCUUCACAGUAGGUUUCAGAGCCUGAGAAGAGGAAUAUUAAGACACCUUAUAACUAACCAUUGCUAUGUGCAUGCCUAAAAUAGGCAGAAUAGGUAAUGCGUUUCUACCUAAGAGUCCUCUUUGACAGCUGUAAUAAAAAUAAGACCUUCAAGCACUUUAUAAAAUAAAUUGUAUGUUUAAUACCA